This is a messenger RNA of Pocillopora meandrina, 7607 nucleotides long. The record is from the annotation of a GenBank genome assembly. Lineage: Eukaryota; Metazoa; Cnidaria; Anthozoa; Scleractinia; Pocilloporidae.
CUGGGAAGGCUUAUUUUUUCUCUCGGCGACAUUUACCAGUUGAUCGCAAAAAGAGUUCAUGGAAAUUAAGGUAAAGAUCAUCAUGUUAAAUCGUUUUUUCUAUUGUUAUUUUUUGUUCGCAUUCAGAAGGUCGAAUUUGAUCGGUUUGAAAGCAUAGUGAAUCGCAUCCGUUUUCAUAGUUUGUCAACGACUCAUCAGUGUUUGCGGCUUUGUAAUUUUUCACGCCUAUUCGAUGACCAUUUUCUCACGCCGGCAAAACUAACGCCUGGCAAGGAAUUUUCCAAUCUUGAAUCAUACAGUCUUAACAAAAGUUAACACUUAGAGAGAGGCUAAGCGAUUGACUUUUCUAUAGCAUAAAUCUAGUAAAAAUAAUCAUCGAUUUUAGUUUUAUCUCAGGCAGUUUUCAUCACCGAAUGCUGAAAUCAGUUUCAAACUGUGCGGAUAUUAGGACCUAUUCCUAAUAUUGUUAGGAUGAGUAAGGCACUUUGAUCACUUACUGAGCACUCGGAGAGAUUAAAAAAGUGAAAUUUUCACGCCAGAAAAAAAUUGAUUACAUUCAGGGGUGAAGAUCUAACGCGAUAACUGUGAAACUGCCACUGACUUGAUGUAAAAAAAAUCCUCGCGUUAGAAUGUUUGAUAUCUCGUGUUUGGUCUAUGGUGUUAGUCUUUCAGUGUGAUUAAGCGAAGCGAGCUUUCGCCUCACUCUUGAUCGACGUUUGAUUAAUCCGAUGCAUGAAAUGUUUCUACAUUUGAAGACAUAACUGGAAAUUGAGCUAAGGAUAUCUCGUCAACCAGAACUUUGUCUUUGAUCACUCGCAAAGUUUUACUCUAUGUGGUAUUAUCAUCACAAAAGCGGCUUGUUAAAAGCCAAGUUCAUUUUAUCCGGAUCGUUGGCAGUUGUAACACCUACGGCGUUGUAUGCAAAACUGGUUGCAUCACUUUAGUUGACCCCAUUAGCGUGGAAAGGUUUUAUAUUCAUUUUGUUGUUUCUUUUGCUCCAAUUUCUACUUGGUUAUUAUUAGCAUAGACAAGUAUGAAGCACGAUUGUCGUGCUAUUUACCUAGUUAAAAUUCCAACGUUCCAUCUUGUGAAAUUCGUUGCAGAUGCAAGAGCAAAUAACGGCUGAGUAAAAACCAGUGACAGGGAUUAUGCAAAAGUUGUCGAAUAAAAUAAUUUGAUCGCCUUAAUCUGCUCGAGGACAUAUUUUUUUCGUUUUAAUUAAACUUUGUUUUUAAAAGCGGAUCAGGAUGGCAAAUAUUGCAAAAUCAAUCAGAAGGUAGUCGACAUUAAAAAAAUAAUAACUUCUGUAUUUUUGACAUAUUACGUCAAUCUAAGCUUGGCGAGGUUUCCUGUUUACGCAAAUACGAAAUGAAGUUCGAAGUCCAUUGGCUGUGAAAGAAACAACCGUAUCUUGAAAGUGACAGCUGCAGGCUGCAAACAAAUUGCGUUCUUUUGAACGUUUCGUGCCAGGAAACAUUUAGAAUUGUACCUUGUGAAUAACGAUGAAAAUUGUCUCGAAGCUAGCUAUGAACUGCGUUGCACAUAGCAUAUAUACCACGUAACGUCAACCGAUGAGCGUGCUGAAAUUUUUUGCAUGUAAAUUAUUAGAGACAGGAACAGCAAUUUCAGUGUUUUGAUUAGUAUCCUCAAGCAUUUCUCUUCUAGUUCAGUAGAGCCAACGUAACAAAGAGGGCCAAUUAAUGAUUAACUUAGAAAAAAAGUUCAGUUCGAUUCGCGUAUUGCGUGGCAAUUCAGCUAAUAAGGAAGACAAUUUAAACUAAUUCGGCUCAUUUAUAUAUAAAAUCCAUCCUGAUAAAGUACUAGGUGCUAAAUUUAAUGAAACAAGCUUUGAAUGUUGAAAAACAUAUGUUAAUUUAUUCAUGUGUCAAUAAUAUUUGUCCUAUUUUAAGAUAAAUUAUGUCGUAACGAUGAAGCUCAGAUAUAAAUUGCAGAAAACUGAAUACAAAAACGCUGAAAGUGAAAGAGGGAAAACUAAAAAAGGGUAUGUUCUUCGAAAUUUUUUCGGGCGAAAAACGCCCUCUUUUUAUUAGUCCAUCAAAGUCUAAUGAAAACCGAAAACAAGUAGACAUAUCCAAACAGCUAAGUAAAUUUUACAGGUGCCUCAUAUAAUUUUCUGACAUGUCUUAGGGCUCAUUAGCAUAUUACUGCACAGUGCAUCCCUAUUAAGCUUAUUAAAGAUAACAUCUGCAAGGAGCUUCACUCAUGCAUUAGUGUUAUUUGUCAUCGCGAAGUCAAGGCUUCUCAGACUGAGUUGCAACAAAGUAAUCAGUUUGAGGUAACUCAUAAAAGCCUUCUUUGUGAGUUUUUAGCAUUUGAAUCUUGCGUCAUGAUUCUCCGUCAUUUUUUUCUUUUAAAUUUUUUUUGGUGAUCGGUGUUUAUGAGCGGUGGGGAAGUCUCUAUGCUAAGUUCAUCGGCACCCUAAGGAUUCUGCGUAUUUUUAACACUAACAAUAUUGCAAGGAAACACAGCUUUAGAGAAAGAUGUUUUACUGGGGGCAAAACGGCGAAGACGGGUCACGGUUUUAGAGUGUGUAAACGAGUGUAGUUAAUAUGUUUUGAAAGUUUCAAGCCUUAGUCUUCACUAACACAUUUCUUGUGAGUAUGCAUGUAUGAUCCGAAAUACUUAUGAAUUGAACAUCCAUGGCUAUCCAAACAAAACAAAUGAUUUGUAAGUCGUUUGCUGGGUCUAUGGACUCUUAGAGGUUCUUAAUCUAAUUCCAGCUAUUUCAUUAUUCCGUUAGGCUCUUUUUUAUAUUUUGUCAGUUAUCAAAUUAAAGUACCUGAUGGCAUGAUUUGCUCUUUUUUGCAAGUACAGUUUUCAGUACCAAAAUGAGUGCAGCACUAAAAGCUUUGUUAUGCAGGACAAAUUCUUCCUCUAAGCUGACGUCGCCAAAAUUUUUUGCAUCAGUCGAGUUUGACCCUUACAAUUCUUGCAGUGUUUAUACAAUUCACAACUUCCCACUCACAUCUACUCGUAAACAUUGUUUGCCUCUUAGUUGCCAUAUUGACUUUAGCCUUAGUGUUUUUAACCAUGUGUUAAUUGUAAUACUCUUUGCUUUCACUUUUACAGAUGACUUUCCUUCACCGCCUGAAGUUUGCAUUAUUUUUUAUAUGUUGCAUGCAACAUGAAUAUUCAUCAGUAAACGCGUCCAGCUCGUCCAUGUCGGCGGCGGCCAAUUCAUAUACGAUAACAAAGGCAAACUCAUCAACGACAGCUGUUGCCCCAACAUCUACAAUGUCUUCAGGUUAUCAUGCAGCGUCUACAGGUAGGGCGUACACCACAGGAGCACAAACGGCGGCGACAGUGUCCGCAGCAUCAGAAGCGCCCGCUACAGCCACAGUAAUACCAACCUCAACAACUCACAAUACAACCAUGUCAGCAAGUGCUUAUGUGAACAAUGCAAGUGCGCAUGUCCUAACAUCAUCGUCCAUGUCCACCGCGCCUAAUGGUAAGAGACAUUUUUCUUUUCUUAAAAACCACGGAAGACAGAGUAGAAAUUAGGAAGGUUAGAAUUUGGAUAUCUAGGGGCAAGUCAUGCCCAUUUCAUUUUUCUUUUUUUUUGUUUUUGUAUGAAAUUGUCAGUGUCAGUAACUUUUUCACUGUAAGUUUAAAACUUUAUAUUAUUAAAAAAUGAUCAGGCGUCUCAGCGAAUCAUUAUGUUAUAGCGCUUCAUUCAUUACCAGUCUCACGAAUAUCCGGUCCCAGUCUCACACGGGUAUCCAUGUUAACAGGUCACCAAGUGUAGCGUGCGGUGAAUUUUUAAUUUGUAUUUACAUGGCAAAAAAAUGCUAUAAAUAAAACGAAAAUAUAGAGAAAACUGUGAAAUAAUAGCAUAGACUCAGCCAUAUUAAAACUGCUCAUUAUCUAGAAUUAAAGGACACGUUUUACAUUGUAUACAUCGACUGCUUGUAACCUGAGCUAGAUGCAUUGAUGCAACCUAUUUGUAAUUAUGUUUUCACAAAGAUUAACUUUCAACGUGUUACAUUUGCGUCCAUAGUGUUAGUUAAACUAUUGUAACGUCAUACCGAAGAAUGUCUAAAAAGUAUUCCCGCAGGUUUAUUUUGAAACUUAGAGCUGUGAAAAAGCUCCUACGAUUAAUAACACAUUGUAUGUGAAUAUGAAAGCGAUCUUCGUAGUAAUGAACUCUGCUUUUGCAGUAGUGAAAAUAGGGCCUGACAAAAAAAAUUCAGGCCUGUAGGCGAUUUGAACUCUGCAAUACCGGUAAUGUGCUCUACCAACUGAGCCGACAAAUCAAUUAGGAGCUGAUCACUAUGUUGAUUUCAAAUAACCCUUGAAGUGAUGAAUAAUUAAUGUAUUGUAUAUUCACUUUUCAAUGACUUUUUCAGUGACUAUCAAUAUCAGAGACGAGUACUCGUCACCAGAUUGCAAAUCUUGUAGCAAUGGAGGAACCAUCACAGUGACCAAGUCAUGUGUCAUCAAGAUACCAUCUAAAGACGAUAAUAAAUGUGACAAGGACGAGUUCAAUAAAACCCGCUGUGGUUACGUUACUUUGGCCGAUAAAAUGUAUCGCUGUGCUGAGGUGUUAAAGAAUUACACGAACCAUGUGGAGAAAAACUUGAAAAUCGUUAAAGAUUGUAAUAAGGAAUGCCCAGCCUCUGGUUCAGGUUAGUUUUGUUUAACUCUAAAAAAGAAAAGACUUAGAGAUGCUACAGUAUAAUUCCACUAAGGGAAAAAAAAGAAACCUUACAGAACUGGAGCGCUUUCCGAUUGAGUGUUGUAAAACCAAAACUAUAUAUAUAGAGCCAAUGGGAACUCAAAACCAACCAAACCGCCUAAAGUGCGAGAAAACACGUGCGCCCAAGUCAUGAUUGCAUGGUCUUAGUUUUGUUUCUGAUUGGUUUAGAGAGAGGCGCCAGUUUUAUGGACCAAUCAUUGAGCGAAGGAAAGCAAAAAAUGCAAUCACGGAUAACUUUCGACACUCAGUUGAAAAUUGCUCUGUGAUGAUGUGUGCUGUGAUGUAAUCUUAUAAAACAAACUAAUCUAUUCAAUUAUACUUGGUAACUUAACGUAACUAUUCCGAGGAAGCGACUCCUAAACAUCACAAUUUACCAUAAACUGUUAUGGAAUCCACUAAUAACCUAACCCUCAGUCACCACUGAUACAAACUUACAUUAAACCGACUGCUAUCUCCAAAUCUCCUCUGAAACUCUUGACUGAAGGCAUACUUCCUCUGACAGCUGAUCACAAUAGCUCUGUGUAGCGUCUUCGACAACUUAUCUCCUUUAUGACUGACCCCUACAGUCACAGUAGUAACAAGGCAUUCUAAAAGGCACCAGAAACUUCAAAAUUACUAUUCUUGUAACUGUAUAUCACUAUUGGAUUGCCGGAAAGAAUUUCCAUCAGAAUGCUUCAGAAUCAGUCCUCUUGCAUACCGAAGAUUUUUAGAAAAGUCCAGGAAAUCCCUACAAAAAGUUACUCUAACUGUAAAUAUAUCAAUUUCAUAUGUGAACUGCGGAUUAAUAAACGAGUGUAAGAGUGAUCUUUGCAGCGGCAGUAGUGAAAAUAAGGCUUGAAAAAACCAUUCAGGCCUGUACGGGAUUUGAACCCAUGACCUCUGCGAUACCGUUGCAGUGUUCUACCAACCGAGCUAACAAGCGAACUGGGAACUGGUCAUUUUGUUGUUACUCUCCUCAACAGAAAUCCUUAAUUAAACAAAAAUCUUUUCUUUUUUGUCUCUAGUGUUGUCUCCACACCUCGCGUUCAUUUUUGCAACUGGCCUCGUCGUGGGAAUGUAAGUACCUGUCAUUUAUUCAAGCUUUCAUUAAAACCCAGCGUGAGUUUUUCAAUCAAUGUAAUUAUUCGUCAUGAGCAAGUCAAAAUAAUUUACUAUAGGAUCUUUCAUUAGCAUCAACUAUUUACUAGUCAAAUCGUCCCAAGAGAAAAUCUAAUUUCUUUAAGAAUUCAAGAUGGUAUUCAUCUUGACGGCCAAGCUAGAUGACGUCACACCUCACACCUCAUAAUAGAUAAAUCCUUCUCUAACUGUUACCAAAUGUAGCUCAACUAGUUGAGUAACAGAGCAAAGAAGGAGUGAGAUAUGAUUCGUUAUUUCAAAUAAGCGCUAACUUUUUUACCUUUUUUUUUCGCAGGUUAUCGCAGACUCUGUGAUCCACCGACCUUAAAAAAGCUGAAGUUACCAGAAAGAAAAAUAAACUCCAUUUCAGUUUUUCAGGAGUCAUGCCACUGAAAUUUGUUUUUCACUGUUAUUUAAUUGAAGUUCAAUAGGUACAAGCCAAGAGAUUUUAUAAGAAAUCUUUAUAGCGAAAGUUAAGUAUUUCUGUAAAUAAAAUAGACACUACUACUGACAUGGAUAGAAGUCACUUGUAGAUAAAGAUGGUGUAAUCAAAACAUUUUAUGGAAGCAAAUAUGAUCGAACUGAGUGGAGUACAAUUUUGUCUGAAAUUAUGCGCGUGAUUUCAAAAUCAAACGAGUGCGCAGUGCUAGUUUAUAAUGGUAACAGGAACGAGUGCAGUCCAAUUCAGUCUGUAAUCAUACGAGUGAUUAACAAAAUCGGACGACCGCGAAGCGGGAGUCUGAUUUGUUAAUCACCUUAUUAUUACAGACAGAUUUGGAUGACACGAAGUCUUGUUACCAAUUAAUCAAAAGUAUGACAAAAUUUGAGAAAGAAACUAGACAUCGGUUAUAAGUUUUCAUCUAGAAAAACCAACAGUUAACUCGGCGUUCUGUUGUCUCACACAAGCAUGACGUGUUAACUGUCGCUAUAACUGCCCUAUUACACUAUCCAAUUGCAAGUGUGACGCAUACACUGUCCUAUUAGAGCUCAAAUAGGGCUGGUGAUAGCCAAUCACGUUCGAGAAUUUUGUUAUAGUUUUGAUUAGGUUUGAAAUCACGUAUUUGUUGAUCCAGUAGUAGGUGGUUUGUAGAAAGUUUCAAGAGUUGUGUUUCAUUUUCCUGUAAUUUGAUUGGUUUCUUAAAACAAGCAUUUGCUUGUUGUAUUUCAGUAAAACUUCCACGUUGACUGGGAAAAAAAAUGCGAUUUGGAGCAAAAAUUGGUGUGAUUCGUGAAUAAAUUGCACCAAUGAGAGCCAAUCAGAUUACAAGGAUCAACAAUGAUUUUUUUAAAGGGUGUAAUAAAUACUUAAAAACGACGAUGUUAAGAUGUGUGGUUAACAUUGUCUUCUUGAUCAAAUGCGACCAUUGGGUGAGUGUGAUAAGCUGCUCAUGCGCAGUUCAGCUGCCUUUGACGCUAACCAUUGAACUUAUUUUGAAGUUUUGUAGAAUGGUUCAACUUUGUAAAGAAACAUGUCUGUAUAAGUCAGAGUGUGUCAAUUCAUCAUUAAAAGUGCAUAUAGAGGACGAGUUUUUGUAAUCCUAGUUUUAGAUUGUAAAACAAAGCUGUUGGUUAUAAGCUCAAAAUUUCGAUCACGUCAAAUGUUCUCUUCCAUUCAAGUAGGAACUGAAACCAUUCAACACCAGCCCUUUGAAAGAAAUUUGGGAGUGAUACUUGACCAGGAUAUAGCGAUGGAUAGACAUAUAUGUAUGAUAUGUAAAACCCCUUAAUACCAUUUUCGUAACAUAGGGAACAUUAGAAAAUUUUUAGAUCAGGG